ACUUAAUAUCAGUUAUCAUAUACGAUUUACUAAAUCAAAUUAAAAUUUUAACAAAAUGUUCAAAUUCAUCACUGUCAUCUUCGCCUUGAUUGCUUGCGCUGCUGCCAAACCCGGUUUGAUUGGUGCUCCUUUGGCUUACACUGCUCCCGCUGCCGUUGUUGCUGCUCCUGCUGGCGUUGUUACUGCCACUAGUAGCCAAUUUGUUGCCCGUAACCACAAUGGUAUUGCCACUGCUCCCGUUGUUGCCCCAGAAGCUGCCCCUGUUGCUGCUUAUACCGCCCCAGUUGUAGCUAAAUACGCUGCUGCCUACACUCAUCCUUUGGCCUACUCUUCUCCAGUUGUUGCCAAAUACGCCACCGCUUACUCUCAUCCUUUGGCCUACUCUGCUCAUUUGACUUAUGCUGCUGCUCCAGCUCCAGUUUUCUUUUAAAAACUGCUUCUCAAGACUGAUAACUGAUCUGAUUUUAUGAAUAAAAUACAAAAUAAUUUAUUAAAAGAAAA
Lucilia cuprina (Australian sheep blowfly) is the source of this 501-nucleotide messenger RNA. RefSeq lists its product as uncharacterized. Lineage: Eukaryota; Metazoa; Arthropoda; Insecta; Diptera; Calliphoridae. The record is from RefSeq and is a predicted model, not a curated record. The coding region runs from base 56 to 430 and encodes 124 amino acids. The transcript has a single exon.